Molecule: messenger RNA, 4024 nt
Organism: Leptomonas pyrrhocoris
Lineage: Eukaryota; Euglenozoa; Kinetoplastea; Trypanosomatida; Trypanosomatidae
Product: putative mitochondrial pre-mRNA splicing factor
Exons: 1
Coding region: 332-4024 (1230 amino acids)
Source: RefSeq, a predicted model, not a curated record
UAUGGGGGUGUUCCACUACGCGCUGUUGGUCCUGCCUCUCGCCGCCUCCCUUUCCAUUUCCUUCAUUGAACGAACGCUGGAAUUUUCGCGUUAUCUUCUUUUCGUAAAUACAUCGCUCUUUGCCCUCAAUUGUUUGUGGAACCUCGCGGACGUGGCAACGAGCGUUACGGUCUUCCUGCUCGUCUGCUUCUGCUCCGCGCCGUUCUGUGUGGUGUGUGUGGUGUACCUUGCCGUGAACUGGGACUUGCUUGUUCACCUGGCGCGUCUGUUGUGUGUGAGUGAGCCGCAGAACCCCAUUGACCUCGCCGUGACGGAGGUCCCGCUGCAGCCCAUGAAUCUUUUCCGUGGCAUUCAGCACUACUUCUCCGCGAAUGAGGCAAACUUGACGGAGCUGCUGGACACGCGGGUGUACGUGUGGAACAUUCCGGCCGGAAGCACGACUCUGACGGACCGCACCCUGCGCGUCGGCCGCACCACCACCCGCUCCAUCGCCGCCACCUGCGCCCACCUCGACGAGGCAGAGGCCGAUCACUACAUCGUCUUCAACUUCUCCCCAUUGAUGAUGGAGCUGGUCGACGGCUGCCACCGCGGGCAGGUGCUCGACUUUUCGAAGCAGUCGGUGGAGAACUUCGGUCUGAUAAUGGAGGUGUGCUUCACCAUACGCAAGUGGAUCAGCGCCGGCGACUUCGAGGCUGCCCUGCACAGCCCUUCCGCCGCGUCCCCAACGACGAAGCACAGCGGGGUGGCCGGGGCACCAGGCCGUUCCCACACCCACUGCGCCGUCCUCGCCUUCCUGGAAGAGACCCCUGCCAUUACCCACCCCAACUAUGCGGCGAUGAUGGCGGCCUGUUACUUGAUCUUUUCCGGCUUCCCCACCUACGGCGGCAGCGGAACGCUGGAGUUUGUGGAGAAGGAAAUUGGUGUGGCUCGCAGCGUCUACCACGCCCUGUCGCAGGUGAGCUACAUCAACUACUUCCAGCUGCUCUUUGAGAUUCCCGAGGUGCCGAACAAGAAGCGGCUUACCCUCACCCGCGUCUCGCUGCACAACAUGAGCGCCCUCUUUCAGAAGAAGCUGGGCUUGCAGCUGGAGAAUGGGGAAGGGCAGCCGCCGAAGCUGUUCAGCGACCCCGAGGCGUGGAGUCUGGGUGACGCGGAGACGCUGGAGAUGUACCUCGACGUCAACGAGAGCGUCUUUGGGGACUUUGUCUUGAACGUCUUCCAGUACGAUGUGCUGCCCCUGCCCGCCGACUUUGACGAAGCGAGUCUGCAGGGGCCGUUCGGCACCACAGGCGCCAUACAAGGUGGUGGUGGUGGUGGGGGGGUCCUCUCCUCCGCCGGCGGUGUAGACGCCUCUUCCUCCGCCUCUUUUGCGCAGUCGCUGUCGUCGCCUUCCUUUGACCACGGCGCUUCCCCCGCGUUGAACCGCUUUGUGAUUGGCAACGCACGCUCGAAGAAGAUGGUGCAGAAGAGGCGGCUGUUCCGUCUCGCCUUUAGCACCAUCUUCAUUGCCCAGUGCGUGCACCGCGUGCGUGUGCAGGACAUGGACUACGCCGGCGCCAACGCCUUGUUGGACGACUUUUACGUGCAGCUGCACUUUGCCGAGUGUGAACCGGCUGAGAAGGACAUGGAGUACAUUGAGCAGAUCAGCCAACGGGUCGAGCAGUCGCCGCAGCGGCAGAUGAUCAACUCCCGGCGCGACCCACGCGACCUCCUCGGGCUGACGCGUGCCGGUGGUCCGUACUCCUCCAGCCGCUACCGCGACGCCAACCCCGAGGCGUACGGCGGAGGUGUGUACUACCGCAGCGACGGCACGCGACAAGGCGGUCGGGAGAGCAUGGACCGCCGCUGGCAGGAGCCGUCGAUGCCGCUGACCGGCGCAACGAUGUUGUACUUCCCCACCUCGCUGAACAUGGUCGGCGAGGACGAGCGCCGCUUUGACGAGGAGGACGAUGUGGCGGAGGCGGAACCGGAGUUGGUGCGGGUGCAGCCGCGUCCGGGGGCGACGACAGCGCGGCUCCGGCAGCCCACGCCGGAGCGGAUGUAUGGUGGCGGCGUCCCCAUCUACGAUGAUACGGCAGAGAAGAAGAGCCCGUUGAAGGAAGCUGCGGCGUCUGCAGCACCGCCGCACGCGCCCCCUUCACCACCGCCACCUCCUCCUGUGUCGAGUGCCACCCCGCUCAAACAUGCUGACCCGAUGCUGGGGGAGUCUCCUCCACCUCGAAUGCCACCACCACCACCACCGCCGCCGAGUGGACUGCCGCCCCCUCCUCCGCCUCCCGGCAAACUCCCUCCUCCACCUCCUCCCUCCGCUCCGCCUACGGGGCAGCAGCCACCACCACCACCACCACCACCACCGGGUAAGCUCCCCCCUCCUGCACCACCAGCAGGACUGCCGCCGCCGCCGCCACCGCCGUCGUCAUCCUCUUCGAACAAGCUGCCUCCACCGGCGCCGCCAUCGGGUGUGCCGCCUCCGCCGCCGCCGGGUGGCCCGGGCGCACCACCACUGCCUCCUCCACCAGCAGCAGCGGCAGCAGUCGCGACGGUGAAGCCGAAGCCGGUGUACACGGGCCCUCGUCUCAAGACUUUCUUUUGGAAGAAAAUCACCAAGCCGAGCGGCAUCUGGGCCGUAUCGGACAGUGACGUGGUGCGACGCGCCGUUGUGGACGAGUCCUUCGUGCGGCAGCUCUUCGAGGUGAAGGCGGUCACCCAGACCAGCUUGGCAGAUGCGUCGGCGAAGAAGGCGGAGCAGGAGCGGCGCAACGAGCUCCGCAGCAACGUCCUCACGGGUCAGCGUCUGCAGAACAUUGGGAUUGCGUUGAAACGCGUGCAGGUGCCGGUGGAGGACCUGUGCACCGCGCUCAUCGGGUGCGAUGCCACGGUGCUGCCGGUUGAGCGGCGCGAGAUCCUCUCGGCUGCCCUUCCCACCCCUGAAGAUGUGGCAGCGCUGGCGAUAGAGAAGAAGGCGGGCCGGGUGCUGUGGUCGGAUGUGGAAACGUACCUGUUCACGAUGGCGACGACCGUGAAGGAUGUGCGGGAGCGCUUGCACCUGUGGACGGCGGCGGAGGAGCUGCCGGAGUCAAUACGCUCUGCUGCUAGUCUGCUGUCGUCCGUCGAGGCCGCCGUGCGGGUCAUCACCCAACGCAGCGGCCGUUUUGCGCGCAUGAUGCGUGCCAUCUUAGCCUUUGGCAACUACCUGAACCGCGGCACUCCCCACGCCGACGCGGAGGGCUUCCGGCUGGAGAACCUGAACCAGCUGAAUUUCGUGAAGAGCGCGGAUGGCAAGACAACGGUGCUGAUGGCGUUGGUGAUCUCCCUGCUCGAGGCGGACGAGAAGCAGCACCUGUUGCCGAAAGGCGGUGAUGAUGAUGAUCCGAAACGAGAAACGAGUCGACCUCCUCCUCCAUCAUCCACCAGCGAGAACGUGCCUGACCCCGACGUGAAAGACGUGCUGCGCUUCGUCGAGGAUGUCAGCUGCAUUCGCGCUGUCUCGGCCAGUCCGUUGCAGGACAUGGGCCAGCAGGUCACCCAGCUCAACUUCACUCUCCAGCGCAUGCGGCGUGUCGUGGAGGAGGCGAAGGACGUGAAGGCGUGGUACGAGAAGCGGCUGCCCUCCGUCAACCCUGCCGAGUCGAAGGACGCGUUGCCUGCGUUGCUGGCGACGGCGGUGGAGCGCGACCUGACCACUGUCGGGCAACUCGCCCUCAAGUACCAGCAACUGCGUGAGGACGUGUCCGCGAUGCUGGCCUCCUACGGCGAGGACCCAAACGGCGAUGAGACAAUUGUGUGGGGGUACGUACUGCAGUUCAGCAAAGAUGUGCAGCAGUGUGUGGAGAAGGUGACGUCGUCGAAGCUGACGAAGCGGCGGCUGAUGGGCGCGCCAGCCGAUGAGAAGUCGGCGAAGGACGGAGCGGAAACGACGGGGCAAGGUAGCGCGAAGGCGUCUUCCGCCUCUGCGACAACCGGCUCAGGUGGACUCCGUCGAGCGCGUCUGCCGAAGCUCGUCGAUGACGGGGAAGAUGACUGA